AUGCCUUCCCUCGCCAGGUUCUUCAACGCUAGCCUCCUGCUUAUGGCAGCCGGCCUAGGCUCCGCCGCCCAAUUCAGCGCCGAGCACGAGGAUGGUGUGUAUUUCAUCUCGACGGCAGACUCUGGGAAAGAAGUCUAUGAGAAGCUGGACUUUAAUUUAACUCUUCCCGAGGGUCUUAAGCCGUCGGAGCAAUCGCGCAAGCGAUACACCUAUCUCCCAUCGGGCGCGUACGCCGAAUGCGAUGGCACUGCGGUCGACGAGAAUGAUUUCUAUUCGAUUGCAUAUGACAAGUUUUGGUUCUGGUGCUCGAACCAGGGCGCCAGCAACAAGCUGGGCAAGGGCAUUUACGCCGUGAAGACAUCAAAUACCGCUACCUUUAUGUGCAAUACGACACCGAAUCCUUGCAACGUGAACGAGUGGUGGGAAUCUAUUAAUACCGUCGGCAAGAAGUGCACUUCUUCUUCGAAGAACUGGAUCGAGGGUGGUUGGACGCAGAUUCCUUCGUGGCACAAGUCUUAUGGAUUCACCGAUGUUUAUGCGAGCUUCUGCGUGUAAGAACCGGGGUAUCAGUAUUAGGUAGACGUUAAGAAGGCGAAAUAAGAGGGGAAGAGGUA
Messenger RNA from Truncatella angustata, 614 nucleotides. RefSeq lists its product as uncharacterized. Lineage: Eukaryota; Fungi; Ascomycota; Sordariomycetes; Amphisphaeriales; Sporocadaceae. The record is from RefSeq and is a predicted model, not a curated record. Bases 1 to 555 code for a protein of 184 amino acids. The transcript has 3 exons.